AUGUCCGAACAAGCACCGAAGCCAAACUCAAUGGCAGAUGUCCUUUCAAGGUUGUCAGACAAGCGCCCAGUUCAAAUUCAAAUUGCCCAAUUGAACGCUCAUCUGUCAAACACCAUUAAGACUCUCCAAAGUAGUCUUAUGGAAGAGAUAACCAAUCUCAAAGUCGAAGUCCUCACGAACCAAGCUUCCAAUAAGAAAGUCCUGAACGAUUUCGCGGAAACCUUGCGCCAAUACAACAUAGAGAACCAAAACCUUGCCCAACUCAUCUACCGUUUCUUCGAAGAGAUUGACACCAUCUGGGCGGCACUCGGAAAGGACAGAACCUCCAACACCGUAAUUC
Trichomonas vaginalis G3 is the source of this 340-nucleotide messenger RNA. RefSeq lists its product as uncharacterized. The annotation marks the transcript as partial. The transcript has a single exon. The record is from RefSeq and is a predicted model, not a curated record. NCBI's taxonomy places the organism in Eukaryota, Parabasalia, Trichomonadida, Trichomonadidae.